This is a messenger RNA of Lactuca saligna, 2338 nucleotides long. The record is from the annotation of a GenBank genome assembly. NCBI's taxonomy places the organism in Eukaryota, Viridiplantae, Streptophyta, Magnoliopsida, Asterales, Asteraceae.
CGAAAUUCAUAUGCCUGGCACCCCCAUUCAUUCAUAUUCAAUAUUUCAAUUCAAUUCAAUGGCUAAAAUUUGCGGCAGCAAUCCAACAACAAAAUUGGCGGUCCUAUGUGGCUUGUCAUCGUUGCCAUCUCUUUCACCCUUAUUCACUGUGCCCUAAAUCUAAUACUCCUAUAAAACUUCCUCCCCGUCUUUCUAAGACCUUUUCUCUGAAAUCUCCGCUUCAUUUUCUUAUUUCCAAACACCCUUUUCGUAAACCCAUCGCAAUCUGAUAAAGUAUAAACCUUUGUGUGUCUGUUUUAUUUUUCGUUUGUUUUCUCUCCCCAGUUAUACUUGUUGUUGAAGUUUUGUGGCAGAUACUAACGAGACCCACAUUGGGGGAAAUUGUUAGAGAGAUGUUGAUGAUUCUGGGUCCUGUUGGGAUUGCCUUCUUUCUUGGGGUUAUGAUUGGUUGGGCGUGGAAACCCAGAUAGGCUAACUUAGGCAAUUGCGAAAUCGAUUCUUUAGUAUCUUCAUCUCCUUAUCUGAGUUUAAUGCCCUAAACUCUUAAGAAUCAAGACUUCGGGUCAAAGUCAAACCAGAGCCUUCAGCAUCCAUCGUCAGUUAACAUGGAUAGAAAUGUUGUUGAAGGACCCACCACAUUCCUUUUGAGUAGGAAUCCCAAUUGCAGAAACUGUAAUACGCAUCUUUUGACCUUCCUGUCGUUCAUCGAUUCAUGCACUAUCAAAGCCUGGCAAAGAGAUCCCGAGACCGGCCCUACUCAAUAUUGCAGUAAGACUGUGUAUGAAAACGUGACACCUGAGUUGAUGAGGGAUUUCUUCUGGGACGAUGACUUUCGGCUCAAGUGGGAUGAUAUGCUUUCACAUGCUGCAAUCCUGGAAGAAUCCCCUAAUUCUAGAACAAGCGUAGUACAUUGGAUACGUAAGUUCCCUUUUUUCUGUAGUGAUAGAGAAUACACAAUUGGUCGCCGAAUAUGGGAGCUUGAAAGAUCUUACUACUGCGUUACAAAGGAAGUACCCAUCUCUUGGGUCCCAAGGAAGCAGAAACCAAGGCGCGUUGAUCUAUAUUAUUCAAGUUGGUUUAUUCAAUCAGUUGAAUCAAAGUGUAAGGUGACAUUCUUCCACCAUGAAGAUAUGGGGAUCCCUUGGGAAUUUGAAAAUUUUGGAGUGAGGCAAGGGAUGUGGGGAGCAGCUAGGAAAGUUGAACGAGGGUUUCGAUUAUAUCAAGAGGAAAGAGCCUUUUUAAAAACAAUAUCGCUCCAUGUCGUUAUGGCUCAGAGGAGUACCAAAAUUGAUGAAAAGUACUUGGCUUCUUUAGAAUCUGAGGAGGAAGAGGAAGAAGAAGAGGAAGUAGCAGAUAUGGCAGAAACCACCACUAAAGUGGUGGGGAUGAAGGUGCCAAAGCUCUUACUAUUUGGUGGGGUGGUUAUGGUGGUAUGUAGUUUGGAUCGUGGUCUGUUUAGUAAAGCUGUAAUAUUUGGUGUUGCCAAGAGGUUUGGGUCCAUAGGGAGGCAAGCGGGACCCCAACCCCAAAGAUGACACCGUGGCAUUCUCCUGAUUCAGUCUCUUUUUGUAAAUCUGUUACUUAGAAAUUACUAGAGUAUAAAGCACCAGUUUCUUUCAAUAUCUCAGGGCAUACCAUGAUCCAACUCUUCACCUAUGUUGAUUAUCGCAGUAGUAGAUCUAAAUGGAUAUACUUGGUCAAGAACAAGUCAAAUUUUAUAAUAUGGUGUGCAAAUAGUUCGACAGACGAAUGAAAAUGCUCUUUUCGGAUUACGCCAAAGAUCUUGUUUGUAAAAAUGUCUUCAAUGAACGAGGAAUUGUCCAUAGAAAUCGUGUGCUUUGUUGGAGAUAGGUGAGAUUUUUAGGGUGUAAGUGAUAAUCAAUAGGGUGCUUAUUGUUAGAAAUUCGAAAUACUCUUGGAAUACAUAUGAUGGGAAAUGAGAUCGAUUUUAGCUUGGAGAUUGUGUAUGUUCAUUUUCCUUAAAAUGUAUUCGACACUAUGCACGAGUUUCCCAGAAUCUGUCACAUAAUAGUAUAAGAGAGGCCAACUUCGAGUUUUAGGCACAAAUCACAAUCAAAGAACAAUAUUGGAUUCGUGUAAAUGGUCCCUCGGAUCUUAAAUACAAAAUGUAUAUUACAUAUUUACAUAUAUCAAUAAUUACCCACAAUGGACAAGGACGAUGAAUUCAUAGUAGUACUAUAAUGGUUCUAGACGAUUAAUGUGAGUUCCAGUUAACCCCCAUCAGCUAGCAUUGUCAAUUUAUUUCAUUCAGUUAAGUUUGUUAGUGACAAGGGUAUUUCUGUAAUUUAAUGUACAGGUAGUUAGCUUAGCUCAUAAG